Alternaria infectoria is the source of this 708-nucleotide messenger RNA. RefSeq lists its product as uncharacterized. The transcript has a single exon. The coding region runs from base 1 to 708 and encodes 235 amino acids. The record is from RefSeq and is a predicted model, not a curated record. Lineage: Eukaryota; Fungi; Ascomycota; Dothideomycetes; Pleosporales; Pleosporaceae.
AUGUCUACCACACCAUCAUCCCACAGCUCCGCCACCGCGCGUGAUGCCACAACAAACUACUCCUACGAUCUCAGCAACGCGAUAUACGGCGCCUUCCCCAGCUGCGCAACCGAUAUAUCGCCGCGCAGAUCACGCGCCGCAUCUCCAAGUUCCGCGUCCGCAUCAAAUUCGUCAAAGAAGCGCAGCAGCACAGCCCGCAUGGCUUCAAACACCACUACCACUACCGGCACUGCAAACCGCACACUCUGCCGCCAAGCCAUAAGUCUGCACCGCGAAAACGCGCCCCCAACCUGGCUGCCCGCACCCAACCCCAACCCCACCAACAAACGCAGCGCGCUCGCCAGAAGACAGCAAGGACAGCAAGGCAUGAAUAUCCACGCGAGCACGUGCCUCAAUCUCAAUGCCAGCGCCGAAGACGAGACUUCAGAAGCGGAUUUGUGGAUUUUGCCUGAGCUGGAUGAUUGGGAGGAAGAUGAGACGGAGACUGAGUCUGCGAUUCUAACGCCUUCGAGUUCGGCGGAGUUGGACGCACCAGUGACUGCAGGACCGGAGAACAAGUGGGCCGGAGUCUUACGACGCGCUGCCAACUCGAAUCUGGAGCGACUUCGGACGAGGAUGGAGGGGGAGGGGUGGGAUUUCGUUAAGCCCGAUGACGAGGAUUUGGAUGAGGAUGAGGAAUUCGACGUCGUUGUUUUGCGCAAAGCGUAG